AUGAGCACGGGGAGCAUCGCGACACUCCUCUACAACACACCUCACAAGUUCACCGGGCUGCUAGUCAUCGGUAAGAUCUUCUUCUUCCUCGACAUAAUCUCCUACCUCUCCAUCUGGACAUCCCUCAUCACGCGCUUCACGCGCUUCCCACACGCCUUCGGCGCGACCUUCCACGACCCCGAAGAAGCCUACCUAAUCCCCACCGCCGCACUUGGCUUCGCAACAAUUCUCUUCGGCAUCGAAGUCUACGGCGUCCCGUCCUGCGGCAUCUGGCUAGUCAAAACACAGCUCGUGCUCUUCUGGGUCUACGUCGCCAUCGCAAUCUGUCUAGCCGUGUGUCUGAACUGGCAUCUCUACAAGACAAGGAUGGCAACAAGGCAGCCCUUCUGGCUCGUCCGUCUCCUGCCCUCAUUCCCCGCCAUGCUCGCAGGAACAACAGCUUCCCUGCUUAUAUCCGCACACCCGCCGCACUACGCGAUCCCCAUGCUCAUCGCCGGCACCGCCCUGCAGGGCUUCGGCUUCAUGAUCUCCCUCUUCAUAUUGGCCGAGUACAUCCACGGCCUGCACCACGGCGGUCUCCCGCCCAUGCGCCGGCGUCCCCAGAUGUUCAUCGCCAUCGGCCCGCCCGCAUUCACAGCCGUAGAACUAAUGGGGAUGGCAGAGGUUGCGACGUCAAAGUUUGGGACCGGCUUCAUCGCCUCAGCCGGCAGCCUCAAUGUGCCAGACGUGCUAGUCGUGCUAACCCUCUUCAUCUCCAUCUUUCUCUGGAUCCUGUCCUUCUUCUUCUGGGCUCUCGGGUGGCUGAGUAUUUUCGACGCAAGACGCGAGUGGAAGUUCGACAUCACGUGGUGGGCGACUGUGUUUCCGAACACAGGGUUCGCGCUGGCAACGAUUAAGAUUGGGGAGUUGUUGGACUCGGAGGCUGUCCGGUGGGUUGGGCCUGCGGCGACGGUUAUCCAGGUUACGCUGUGGGUUGCGUGUGCCGGGGCGCAUGUGUGGGCGUAUUUCACGAGACGGACGCUGUGGCCUGGGAUGGAUGAGGGGUUUGGGCCUGAUGAGUCCCGGCGUGAUGGGUCCAGGGAUGGAGUUGGUAUGGAGGGGGAUGUGGUUGGUUGGAAGGCGGGGGAGAGUCACCGUGGGCUUGGGGAGGUUUAG
Messenger RNA from Aspergillus mulundensis, 1155 nucleotides. Its product is annotated as tellurite-resistance/dicarboxylate transporter family protein. Gene Ontology annotation, molecular function: malate transmembrane transporter activity. Gene Ontology annotation, biological process: malate transmembrane transport. The transcript has a single exon. The coding region runs from base 1 to 1155 and encodes 384 amino acids. The record is from RefSeq and is a predicted model, not a curated record. Gene Ontology annotation, cellular component: membrane. Lineage: Eukaryota; Fungi; Ascomycota; Eurotiomycetes; Eurotiales; Aspergillaceae.